AUUAUUCGCACCAGCUCCUCAUUUCAGUAGGACUGGGAAAACGAAGGAACUUAAAUUCGCGGGGUCGCACUCUUCUCUCCUUGCUCCAGAGAUGGUUUCGACAAGACGAAGUGGAUCUUCCACUUCAACUUCAACUUCCAACAACAAAAAGAGAUCCCUCUCCUCCUCCGACGAUGAAUCUCCGUCUUCAAAGCGCCAAAGGCCAAUCCCUGUCAAUAAAGGGAUGGAGGGUAAUGCAGAUUCGUCGGAGAAGUCCACCGCUCCGGACGACAAUUCCAAGGACUCUUGCUUCACUGGCCCACCGCCCGGGACUGCCGCACCAGAUGGCGGCGCCACCUCUCCCAAAGCGGAACAGACUCUUCCCGUCUCUGUUGCUACACAAGUUUUAGGAGCGACACCUGUAAUAGCUGACAAGCCCAGCACCGUAUCUGAGUUAACGAGGACACCUUGGUGUAGGCUACUCCCAGAGAGUUCUCAGAAUUUGACUGUGUCUAUCUAUACAUCAAGUUUCUUGGUUGGUUCAAUCAAGUCUGCAAACCUUUUGAUAAAUGACCAAACAGUUAGUGGCAUCUUAUGUUCUAUAAAUCACGAACAGUAUGCAUACUCAUUGUUUCUGGAAAUGAUCAGCGAGAAGGCAUCUCGGUUGCUGUUCUUGAGAACAAGGGGAAGGAAGGAUCUGUGCUAGUAAAUGGAAAGGCCAUCCCAAAAAACUCUACUUGUCUUCUCAAGUCAGGCGAUGAGAUUAUCUUUGGUUUGCUGGGAACCCAUGCUUAUAUUUUUCAGAAAAUUUGGUUCGACCGGACACUUAAAUCAGCUUCCUCAGAUGUUAGGCCUGGUUUUGAGAAGUUACUGCAUGUUGAAAGACGAGUGGGAGAUGCUUCAGCUGUGGUGGGUGCUUCUAUCUUGGCUUCCCUUUCAAGCACAAGACAAAACCUUUUUCGUUUGAAACCUACAACUCAGGUUAGGGGGAUAAACUAUCCUACAAAAGAGCCGUCUUCAUUCCCUGUUGGCCAUGAAGAUGAGCUUGAUGGCCCUGAAGUGAAUUCAUCUUCAAAUAUUGAGGCUAAUUUUGAUGCCGAUGUUGGAGUGCAUAGCAAUAUCCUCCCUCAUGAUGGAAACAUGGACUCUGUCCAAAAGUGUGACAAUGUAGAAGAAAGAGAUUUGACUGCAUCCACAUCAGGGAUGUCUAUAAGGUGUGCAAUAUUUAGAGAAGACAUCCAGAAAGAUAUACUUGACGGGCGGGAGAUGGAUGUUUCAUUUGAUAAAUUCCCAUACUAUUUAAGUGAAAAUACAAAAAAAAUGCUGAUAGCCGCAUCUUACAUACACAUGAAGCACAUAGAACUAGCUAAGUUUACUUCUGAGCUUCCAACGGUGAACCCCAGAAUUUUGCUAACGGGUCCUGCAGGAUCUGAGAUAUAUCAAGAGAUGUUGGCUAGGGCACUUGCUCAUCAUUAUGGGGCAAAACUGCUGAUUUUUGAUACCCAUUCAUCUCUUCGUGUCUUGUCUUCAAAGGAAACUGAGCUGCAAAGAGAAAGAUGUAGUGUGCAGAAAACUGCUAAUGGCACUGAUCAAAUUCCUAGAUCCCCUGAAAGGGCUAAAGGAUCUGGGCAUUUUUCUGGGAAAGCAGUUAUGGAUUCGCUCCCGAAGAUGGAGAGUGGCAAUUCACCCCCUUUAGUGGGGACUUCAAAGAUUUCCGUUUUCAAAGCAGGUGACAAAGUUAAGUUCAUUGGUUCUGCUGGUGGAUUAUAUUCAGCCUCUAUGCCUAAAAGAGGUCCAACAAUUGGGAGUAAUGGGAAGAUUGUGAUGCAUUUUGCGAACAAUCCCGUGUCAAAAAUUGGGGUUAGAUUUGAAAAGCCCAUGCCAGAUGGGGUCGACUUCGGGGGUAACUGUGAUGCUGGCCAUGGGUUCUUUUGUACAGCCAAUGAAUUGCGUCUAGAAGCCACAUGUGCUGAAGGUCUGGACAAGUCACUCAUCGACACAUUAUUUGAGGUUGUAUUUGAUGAGAGCAGAAAUUCCCCUUUUAUUUUGUUCAUCAAAGAUGCUGAAAACACAAUGGCAGGACUUGCCGACUUGUCAACAUUAAAAAGCAGAAUUGAGAGGCUUCCUGAUAACGUUGUAGUUAUAGGCUCACAUGCCCACACUGACACCAAGAAAGAAAAGCCACAUGCUGGUGGAUUGCUUUUUACAAAAUUUGGAAUCAAUCAGACUGGUUUGCUUGAUUUGUCUUUCCAGGGUACUAUUGGAAGGUUGAAUGACAGGGGAAGGGAAGUUACCAAGACAGCAAAACUUUUCACAAAACUUUUUCCCAAUAAAGUUGUUAUUCACAUGCCACAGGAUGAAGCACUACAAGCUAGUUGGAAGCAACAAUUGGAGAGAGAUGCUGAAAUUCUGAAAACUAAAGGAAAUUUGAAUAGUUUAAGAACUGUUCUGAGCCGAAAUGGAUUAGAAUGUGAUAGACUGGAGGCAUUGUGUAUCAAGGACCCAGAAUUUUCAAUUGAGAGUGCAGAGAAGGCCAUUGGGUGGGCAUUGAGUCAUCAUUUGAUGCAAAACCCUCAAGCAGAUUCGGAUGAAGUGAUUGCUUUGUCUCAUGAGAACAUCCAGUACGGGAUUGACAUGUUGCGAGAUGCACAAAAUGAAUCCAAUAGCCUGAAGAAAUCACUUAAGGAUAUUGUGCCUGAGAAUGAUUUUGAGAGGAGACUUCUAGCAGAUGUCAUCACUUCAGAUGAUAUAGGAGUCACAUUUGACGAUAUUGGUGCACUGAAAAAUGUCAAAGAGACACUGCAAGAGUUGGUGAUGCUACCCUUACAGAGGCCAGAGCUUUUCUGCAAGGGGCAAUUGACCAAGCCUUGUAAGGGAAUACUUCUAUUUGGCCCUCCUGGAACUGGGAAAACGAUGCUUGCUAAGGCUGUUGCCACAGAAGCUGGUGCAAACUUCAUCAAUAUUUGCAUGUCAAGCAUUACUUCCAAGUGGUUUGGCGAGGCUGAGAAAUACGUUAAGGCUGUCUUCUCGCUGGCUAGUAAAAUUGCCCCUUGUGUAAUUUUUGUUGAUGAAGUUGAUAGCAUGCUGGGCCGUAGGGAAAAUCCAGGAGAGCAUGAGGCCAUGCGCAAAAUGAAAAAUGAGUUUAUGAUUAAUUGGGACGGAUUGCGAACAAAGGAUACAGAGCGCGUUCUUGUGCUCGCAGCUACAAACAGGCCUUUUGAUCUCGAUGAAGCAGUUAUAAGGCGGAUGCCACGUAGAUUGAUGGUCGGUUUGCCAGAUGCCUCUAACAGAGCAAAUAUCCUUAAAGUAAUUCUGGCAAAAGAAGACUUGUCACCAGAUGUUGAUUUGGACUCUGUUGCUGUUAUGACUGAUGGGUAUUCUGGAAGUGACCUUCAGAAUUUAUGUAAGGCAGCUGCAUAUCGUCCCAUCAGAGAGAUUAUAGAAAAAGAGAAAAAAGAGCAAGCUGCUUCCUUGUUAGAAAGUGUCCCUAAACCAUCUUUGUGCCUUCGACCAAUGAACAUGGAAGACUUCAGACAUGCUCAUGAACAGGUUUGUGCUAGUGUGACAUCAGAGUCCAGAAACAUGACAGAGCUUUUGCAAUGGAAUGAUAUGUAUGGCGAAGGAGGGUCGAGACAGAAGAAGUCUUUGAGCUACUUCAUGUGAAGGCUUACCAGCCUGCCCGCUCGCCUGACCUAUGGAAUGUUUUUAACCUGAUUGAGCUGAUUGUGCAUUUUUCGCUCCUGGUGUUGAUAUGAGGCUAGCUUGUCUGUAAAAUGGGGUAUAUGAUUUUUUUUAUAUUUGUAUAUGUGAGCGAGGAAUAGCAUUUAUAGCCUUUUUAGGGUGUUAAGUAAAUUUUUCCCUUUUUUUGUGUUAGAACAAAAGGGGCAAUCCUAAUUUUUCUGUGUAUUGUACCAAUAAUCUACUUUCCUUUGACAAUAAUGAAUUUUGUGAUAAACUGUCCAUACUGAAAAUCACUCUCGAUUCUCACUUUGAAUAACAUAUCGAUUUAUUACUUUUUCAAGAAUAACUA
Molecule: messenger RNA, 4009 nt
Organism: Cuscuta epithymum
Lineage: Eukaryota; Viridiplantae; Streptophyta; Magnoliopsida; Solanales; Convolvulaceae
Source: the annotation of a GenBank genome assembly